Sceloporus undulatus (fence lizard) is the source of this 2950-nucleotide messenger RNA. Its product is annotated as cathepsin Z-like. Gene Ontology annotation, molecular function: cysteine-type endopeptidase activity. Gene Ontology annotation, cellular component: lysosome. The record is from RefSeq and is a predicted model, not a curated record. The coding region runs from base 27 to 926 and encodes 299 amino acids. Lineage: Eukaryota; Metazoa; Chordata; Lepidosauria; Squamata; Phrynosomatidae. The transcript has 6 exons.
CUGCUCUCUCCUUGGCCUUUGGCAUUAUGGCCAGGCUCCGUGCCCUCCUCCUGCUGCUGCUGCUGCUGGGGCUCUCCUUGGCAGACGGAGCCUUCUUCCAGGGAGCCAGGCGCAGCUGCUACAAGCCCCGCCCGGGGAAAGCCCCUUCCCUCCGAACGUACCCUCGCCCUCAUGAAUAUUUGGACAUCUCUGCAUUGCCCAAGGCCUGGGACUGGAGAAACGUAAAUGGUGUCAAUUUUGUAAGCACUACUCGGAACCAGCACAUCCCUCAGUACUGUGGGUCCUGUUGGGCCCAUGGAAGCACCAGUGCCUUAGCAGAUCGCAUCAACAUCAAGAGGAAAGGUGCCUGGCCCUCAGCUUACCUCUCUGUUCAGCAUGUCAUUGACUGUGCCAAUGCGGGAGGUUGUAAUGGAGGAGACGACAGUCCUGUCUGGGAGUAUGCUCAUAACCAUGGCAUCCCCGAUGAGACCUGCAACAAUUACCAAGCAAAAGACCAACCAUGUCAGAAGUUCAAUGAAUGUGGAACGUGUGUUACUUUUGGACAGUGUCACCUAAUAAAGAACUACACUCUCUGGAAAGUUGCAGAUUAUGGAUCUCUUGAUGGACGUGAAAAAAUGAUGGCAGAAAUUUAUGAGAAUGGUCCCAUCAGUUGUGCGAUCAUGGCCACUGAAAAGCUGGAUGACUACACUGGAGGAAUUUAUACAGAAUACCAGCCUGCUUAUGUCACAAACCACAUAGUCUCUGUUGCUGGUUGGGGAGUUGAAAAUGGAAUAGAAUACUGGAUUGUACGGAACUCUUGGGGCGAGCCCUGGGGUGAGAAAGGCUGGCUUAGGAUUGUGACAAGUGCAUACAAAGGAGGGAAAGGAGCAGACUACAAUCUUGGUAUUGAAUCACGGUGUACUUACGGAGACCCAGUUCUUCCAUGAGUCAGCCCUGCCUUCUGUUUGCGAUCACCAUUUUGGUAUUCAAGGACUGUUCCAGCCAGUUACCUCUUCUUUUCAAAGGGAUGCCGUGAUUUACUACAAUUUAAACUAAUGAAGGACUCAUCGAGACUUUCCUGUGCUAAUACCUUUUUUGUGUUUGUAUGUGUGAUUUUUCUAAAAAAACAACCAAAUGAAUUUUUGUACUGAUUGCACCAUGAGAGAGAACGAGGGCAAGGAAGCAGCUUUGUGAACCGCAGUGAUAAAUAAUUCCAGUACGUAGGGGGUUGUGAACUUUUGUGAUAAACAUUUCCUGUACUUAGGGGGUUUGAGGGAGAGACUUGUCCAUGGGGAAAAACAUGCAGUGUGUAUUUAUAAUUCCUUUUGUUUUAUUUGGGUCUGAGCCAUGUUUCAGGUUGAGCUCAACCUUAAGAUGCCUACAACUCUUAAGGUGGAACAAGAGCAUCCCUGCUUUUGUAAUACUUUCUUCCCUGCACGCUUGCCCUUUCUUUGUCAAUGUUUUACUGUUAUCCCCUUCAAGCCUCUUCUUAAUGAGACAUUGUGGAUGAUGGGGGAGGCAAAGGACAGAGGCAAUGCAGGGAAGAAGAAAAAAGUGGAGAGAUCUUUGGAUUUUCUUGCUACAUAGAUGAAAACCAAACCUGUUCCCUGCCUUUUAUGGUUGCACUGGCUGCUCAGGGCCAGAUUGGAUGUUACUUUUUAUGUAUCAUUAAAUCCAUCUUGAGCUUCUCUUUCUAUACUAUAUUGAGAGAAAGCAGUUCCAUGCACCCCUAGCUUCCACUAAAAUCUGGAUUUUUACAGUUUUCACUGCUAAAAUUUCCUUCUGAAAAGUUGCUGAAAGUUAGUGGUAACAUGUAGGUGCCUUGUGGGAGAUGAGAUGGCCUCCCAGUGGGGAAAAGUCCAUAGCAAGAUGGAACAGGCUAAGAUGGCCUCCAACUCCAAAGUCCUGAUCUGCAGCAGGAGCCAACAUAUGCUUUGUUUUUUUGUUUUUUUAUAAAAGUAAGUUGACAGCAUCCUGAACAUGGGAUGCAAAUAUACUUCUAAAAAAUCCAAUUUUGUUUGGUCAGUUAGAAGCAAGACUAAACAUGGAGGGGAGCAACUUCAAUGCAGUCCAGACUAGUGGCAAGAUCCAAUAGUUACAAGAAAGGUUUGCCAUUGCCAUCACAUUAAUUGUUUUCUCACUUCAAGGGCCAGAUACAGCUCUUAAUUAAAUCAGCUUGGUCCAGGGCUGCACCAAGGCACAUAUCCGACUCCUGCAGUCUUUUGCCUGCUUGCCCUCCACACAUAUCAGAACCUAUCUGGUUCCUGAAGUGAUAGCAGCUUGCUGAACCCUAAAUUUGCUGCUUCCAACAAUUCUUAAAUGUUGUAGAAGUCCAGUAUUCCUUUAUAAGAUUAAAUCUGGAAAUUGCUUUUACAUAGUGGUGCUUUUUCUGUUCCUCAUUUGUGGAAUGAGUCAAGGAAGCGAAAAGUUAUUUCUCUGACCCAUCAGUGCAUGUGUUUGAUAGGAUUGCGGCUGAAAAGCAUGUGUAAUUUUGGCACCCUCCCAGCCUUCCUACGUUCAUAAACUAAACCACUUUUUUUCUGCCAGAGGCAAGGGUUGUCAGACAUCUGGAAAGUCAAAAAACAUGGUGAGUGUACACCUUUUUAUUGCUGGUCAGUUUGUUAGGUCAUAAAUUGUGUUGCAGUGACAGAUCUGGAUCCCUGCUGGAUUUUAUUUUGGUACUCUGGUGUAACACAGUAUUUGCCUCACAUCACAUGCCUUUACAUGUAUAGUUUGUGACUUUUAUUGCAUCUUGCCCCUGAUUCUUGCCAGUCAAUCUUUCCCCAACAUAGUGCCUUUUCAUUACUCUUCACUGACCAUGCUGACAAGGGCUGAUGGGAGUUGUAGUCCAAAAUAUCUUGUGGGCACAAUACUUAAGGACUGCAGGUCUAGACUGAUGAAGAUGUUUUAAAAUUUGUUCAUGAUCCUAUGCCUGAUGUACCUAAUAAAGAUAUUUUCUUUUGGACUAACA